Molecule: messenger RNA, 477 nt
Organism: Talaromyces atroroseus
Lineage: Eukaryota; Fungi; Ascomycota; Eurotiomycetes; Eurotiales; Trichocomaceae
Product: Cytochrome c oxidase subunit 6, mitochondrial
Exons: 4
Coding region: 1-477 (158 amino acids)
Biological process (GO): mitochondrial electron transport, cytochrome c to oxygen
Cellular component (GO): mitochondrial inner membrane
Source: RefSeq, a predicted model, not a curated record
AUGGCCUCUACUACUCUUUUCCGCCUCGCGACGCGAUCCGUUCGCCCAGCAAGCUUCGCCAGAGCUUCGUACGCUCGGUCAGGCCUUUCCGCCCGUGUUGCUCCUUCGUCGCUCGCCAUUGCCAAUAACUUCACCACCUCUUCCAAGCUCCGCAGCGGUCAUGAGGAGGAGACCUACGAGGAAUUCUCUGCCAGAUAUGAGAAGGAAUUCGAUGCCGUUCAAGAUGUCUUCGAGCUCCAGCGCAACUUGAACAACGCUUUCGCCUACGAUCUCGUUCCCUCUGUUGAGGUUCUCUCUGCUGCUCUCCGAGCUGCUCGCCGAGUCAACGACUUCCCCACUGCCGUCCGAGUUUUCGAAGGCAUCCGCGCCAAGGUCGAGAACGAGGGUCAAUAUAAGCAAUAUCUCGAGGCGCUCGAGGGUCUCCGAACCGAGCUUGGUGUUUCCCUUCGCGAGGAACUCUACCCCAAGAACGAGUAG